AUGGCAGAAAGCAACCUCCCAACAACGGGAGAAGAACUGGAGGUGAAGAAUGAGUUUCCAACUACAGGUGAGAAAACGCAACAGGGAAAGACUUAGUUAUAGUGAUUUUGUACUGUUUGUUAAUUAAGUAUAUCUUAAUUCUGGUGUACUAUUUAUUAGACCACUUCGACUGGAAGGUUCUAGGAAUCCACUAAAUACGCCAGUAUUAGAACGCUAGUUGUAAUUGCACGUAGUUGUGAUCACUAACAAAGUUGAAAUAUCCUCUUAGUAAUUUCAGCAACAGAGGAAAGUCAAGUUACGUCAAGUUAUGCUGAACUGGAUGUAUACAAUGAUCCUUUAAGAGGUGAGAAAACCAGGUGAAAUAAGAUUGUUUGAAAGACGCCCCAGUAAAUAUUUUGUCACAUUUAUAUCAAAAUUUGUGCAUGUUCUGUCAAUAAGUUUUUGAACCAGUAAAAGAUUGUUUCUUCAAAUUCAAACUCUGUUACCAGUAAAAUGAAAACCAAAGGAAACAACAAUUUAUUGCUCGAUCCUCUCAAGUAAGAAUGGGCCAAAAUUUGCCUACAAAGCUUCUGAGUUUUAGAAGUGCUUACUUGUAAAUCAACGCACAAUGUUUUGGAGAUUAACGAUGUAUCUAAAAUUUACACCUAAAAUGAACGAUAUUUGCACAGAAAAAGUAUUAUCCUCUUUGCUCUUGAAAGUAUGCUAAAUUUGGUCAUUUUUAGUAUGAAAGUCAUUUUCGGUAAGAGAGAGCUGUUUUUCUGCCCGUAGACCCGUCAAAGUCGAGUUUUGAAAAAUUUGCAAACGGGUAACUUUUUUAGGACGCCAAAAGGAAAGUAUUUACGCUAACACCUUCUUGUCCUUUACUGUUCAAUACAUGUUUGGCAGAAAUUUUACGCAAUUUGAGAAUUCUACAAGGAAGAGGAGGCAUUUUGUCAUUUUAUCAGAACAUUAAAAGUUUUAUCCUUUUUCGGUCCUUGCUUUGCUUUGCUUUAUGCAUUUUUUCUCAGUAACUCUUGGAGUUUUAUAAUCUAACGUGAUAUUUUGGAAAGCGUAACGCAGGUGUAAAAAAGGGUUUUUGGAAAGUCUCUCGACCUAAAAAAUGUAAACCGAACAGACUUGAUCUGGUAAUAGCCAAGCUACAGCCCAGACUCCCAACAGCUUAUACAUUUUACUUAAACAAACUGUACAGGUAUUAAACUUUUCUGAUUUUUUUUUCAUAGCUUUAAGCUCCUGUAGCCUAAAAGCUCGUUUGGAUAUAUAAAGUUGGCAUCAUCCGUCAAGGGUCGUUUCACUCAUUACUAAAUCAUUAACACUAAAACGUUGUGUUUUCAGAAAUAGCGAAAGUAUGUCUGGAGGAAGGUAAUAAAGAGUACAGACAAGGAGAAGCUAAUAACGCGAUAAACUCCUACACGGAAGGACUUCAAGUGAACUGCAAGGAUAAACGACUGAACGCCAAGCUUUACAGCAACAGGGCAGCAGCUCAUUUCCGUUUGGGUAACAAUUUCAUAUGUAAACAUAUAAAUCUGUCGUGCAGCGUUACAAGGUAACAGAAUACACAAUCUGCAUCAAGGAAAGAAAAAACUUGAGCAACUGCAGAAAAGUAACAUGAAAACAUAAAUCGCCCUGUAGCGGAUGAAAAUUAAGCAAAGAAAUGAUCCUCGUAACAUUUUAAGCAAUUGUAGUUUUUUAAGGCUCCUUUGCUGCAAUUGCAUAUGAUGAGCACUUUUUUAAACUUCAUUUCCUGAAUCUCAUAGCAAACUACGUGGAAUGUCUGGAUGAUGCAACAGUUGCUGUUCAAUUGGAACCCACUUUAAUUAAAGCUAUUAAGAAAGGUGGGUUUUUCAGACAUAAGCCAUCAACAUUCUAUUCUCCGAUUUCGUCAAAAGAGGAUUUUGUGGUUUGUGGCAGGUGACUGCACCCCAAAUGUCAAUUGUAUCUGGUGUUUCAAUGUCUGCUAUGUGGGUAAAAAGGAUAAGAAAAUGUCAAUAAGCUCUCAAAUACCGCCAUCUGGUUAGUUCACGAUGUAGAGCGCCGGAGCUCGAGAGUUCAAGCCCUAGACCAGAACAACACUCGGUCUAAAAAUAUCUGAGGAGAAUGUGCUGCCACCUAGCUAUGACAUCUGCAAAUGGUUUGAUAUCCGUUUCCUGCAUCUUCUCUGUAACUCUUAGCAGGGGACGUUAAAAAACCUGGCAAGGAGGUAACCUGAAAAGAUCCAUUUCAUAAGUUAUACUGCACAAUGCAGUCUGCCCGAAAACUUCCCCGAAAAGUGUUGAAAAGCGCAUAAGAGCACAUUAAAAUGAAGAACGUGCGAGAUAAAUUUAUCGUUAUCAUCAUCAAUUGAAGCUUAAUUGGUGGCCGCUUUGUAUUAGCUCCUUAUUGUUCAUUUUCAGUUCUUCCACAAGUUCAAAUUUCCUUCAUUAUCACAAUUUUUGUUCCCAGCUAAAUGGGAAUUAAGUCCAUUUUAUCAAAAAUCAGUACUUUCAUACCUCAACAGUGAUAAAUUACCUCGCACCACCGAUUAUUCUCCCCUUUUCAGGAGCCAGAGCUUGUGUCCAGCUUUACUGGUAUAAAGAAGCAAGGAGCUGGUUGUAUAUGGGAUUGGCCGUAUCCUUUAACGAAUGUUUCAAACGUGAUACGAGAUGCAUUGCGAGUAAUAUUUCAAGAGAAAUCAAUACGUUCCGGAGAGAUUCUUCAACACAUAACGCAAGCAAUGUUCUCUUAUGCUUCACUGAGCAGUUUAAGUAAGCUAAAAUAUUCUUAAAGAGUUCUUUCGAUUAUUCCACGAAACUUUACUCAAAAGAAGAGGACACAUAAAUUAAUUCUCAGAGUUUGAGCUCAAUGCCCCUCAUUUUUGUCUUCAGACGAGCAUCACUAUGACGACCGAACCUAAACCAAUAAGUGCGCUUCAGAGCUAGUUAAAACUCUACCAUAACUUGAAAUCAAAUCUCUAAAAAGACCCACAUUUGAAUUAUGAUCCCAGUUUUAAGGUUCUAUCUAAUACUCUUGCUGUUUUUUUAAGAUACACAUUUCACCGCAUUUUCACAAAUCUGCUCAUGACCCUUGACACGUUUCAAGGUUGAAAAUAACAACAAACGUCUACUUCAAUUACUACGGAAAACUAAUGCUGAACCAUUAGUCACAGCAAACGGUUCUUCCAAUCUCGGCAACGCUUAUCAAGGUCUAGGACAGUUCAAAACAGCCAUCCAGUACCAUCAACGUCAUCUAGAAAUUGCUAAAGAAGAGGGAGACAAGGCCGGAGAGGGAGGAAGUUAUUGCAAUCUCAGCAACGCUUAUCAAGGUCUAGGACAGUUCAAAACAGCCAUCCAGUACCAUCAACGUCAUCUAGAAAUUGCUAAAGAAGUGGGAGACAAGGCCGGAGAGGGACGAGUUAUGCAAUCUCGGCAACGCUUAUUCGGCAACAACGCUUAUCAAGACAGACAGUUCAAAACAGCCAUCCAGUACCAUCAACGUGAUCUAGAAAUUGCUAAAGAAGUGGGAGACAAGGCCGGAGAGGGAAGAGGUUAUUGCAAUCUCGGCAACGCUUAUCAAGGUCUAGGACAGUUCAAAACAGCCAUCCAGUACCAUCAACGUCAUCUAGAAAUUGCUAAAGAAGUGGGAGACAAGGCCGGAGAGGGAGGAAGUUAUUGCAAUCUCGGCAACGCUUAUGACAGUCUAGGAGAGUUCAAAACAGCCAUCCAAAACAGCCAUCCAGUACCAUCAACGUCAUCUAGAAAUUGCUAAAGAAGUGGGAGACAAGGCCGGAGAGGGACGAAGUUAUUGCAAUCUCGGCAACGCUUAUCAAGGUCUAGGACAGUUCAAAACAGCCAUCCAGUACCAUCAACGUCAUCUAGAAAUUGCUAAAGAAGUGGGAGACAAGGCCGGAGAGGGACGAAGUUAUUGCAAUCUCGGCAACGCUUAUCAAGGUCUAGGACAGUUCAAAACAGCCAUCCAGUACCAUCAACGUGAUCUAGAAAUUGCUAAAGAAGUGGGAGACAAGGCCGGAGAGGGACGAAGUUAUUGCAAUCUCGGCAACGCUUAUCAAGGUCUAGGACAGUUCAAAACAGCCAUCCAGUACCAUCAACGUGAUCUAGAAAUUGCUAAAGAAGUGGGAGACAAGGCCGGAGAGGGACGAAGUUAUGGCAAUCUCGGCAACGCUUAUCAAGGUCUAGGACAGUUCAAAACAGCCAUCCAGUACCAUCAACGUCAUCUAGAAAUUGCUAAAGAAGUGGGAGACAAGGUCGGAGAGGGACGAGGUUAUUGCAAUCUCGGCAACGCUUAUCAAGGUCUAGGACAGUUCAAAACAGCCAUCCAGUACCAUCAACGUGAUCUAGAAAUUGCUAAAGAAGUGGGAGACAAGGCCGGAGAGGGACAAAGUUAUGGCAAUUUUGGCAACGCUUAUCAAGGUCUAAGACAGUUCAAAACAGCCAUCCAGUACUAUCAACGUCAUCUAGAAAUUGCUAAAGAAGUGGGAGACAAGGCCGGAGAGGGACGAAGUUAUGGCAAUCUCGGCAGCGCUUAUGGCAGUCUAGGACAGUUCAAAACAGCCAUCCAGUACCAUCAACGUCAUCUAGAAAUUGCUAAAGAAGUGGGAGAUAAGACCGGAGAGGCGUUCUCACUCUGUUCCCUUGGAAGCAGUUUCGAGUGCCAAGAAAAUCUUAUGAAGGCCUUUGACUGUUACUACUCGAGUGUAGAACUGCAUGAUGAUAUCAGGGCCAGUCUUGAACUCAACGAUCAGUGGAAGAUUUGUUAUCGUAAUCAGCACCAAGUAGCAUACAAAGGUUUCUGGCGUAUACAUCUCAAUCGAGGUCAAGUUGUGAAGGCUCUUCUUGGCACAGAGAAAGGACGUGCUCAAGCUCUGAGAGAUCUCAUGGUCACAAAAUAUAAGCCUGGAGAUUCUUUAAUGCCCAGCGCAUCCCGCAUUUCUCUGAGGUGGGUUCCACUGAGCACAGUGUUCAUAGCUAUUAAUGGACCAUGCGUUUACCUCUGGGUUUGCCUCAGUGAAAAUAAUAUCCAGAUGAGAGAAGUACACGUGAACAAUUAUAAGUAUGAGGAUGAAUUGGAAUGUUUCAUCCAGCUUCUGAACAAAACUGCUCUGAAGGAGAUCGGUGUAAGGGAUACUGUUACAAUCGAAAGUCUUCCUCGUGAUUCGCCGACAGAGGAGGAAGUAGCCGAUGAUGUGAUUCGAGUCGAUGUGAGGCACUCCCAAUCAAGUGCUUUAAAGAAGCUGCAUGACAUCAUCAUUACUCCUAUUGCUGAUCUGAUCGAAGGCAACGAACUAACAUUCGUUCCUGAGGGGCCAUUUUGCCUUGUACCUUACGCAGCGUUGCAGGACUCCAACUCAUCAUAUCUAAGUGAUUCUUUCAAAACUCGUGUGCUUCCUUCUCUGACGACCUUGCAAUUAAUUCAUGAUUGUCCAGCUGACUUUCACACGAAGACUGGUGCAUUGCUUGUCGGCGACCCAUGUUUCAAACAUAUCAUCUAUGAGGGAACACUUUUGGUGCAACUUCCAGGAGCAAGGAAAGAAGUGGAGAUGAUCGGACGUAUACUCAAUGUCUCCCCUCUCACAGGAGAAAUGGCAACAAAAGAUGAAGUGUUGAAACGAAUAACAUCAGUGGCCUUAGUUCACAUAGCAGCGCACGGUAAAAUAGAAACUGGAGAAGUUAUCCUGGCACCAAACACCACAAGAGAUAACCCUCAGCCGCAAGAGAAAGCCUAUCUGCUGACGAUGAAAGAUGUCAUAGAAGCUGGGUUGCGAGCACGUCUGGUUGUACUUAGCUGCUGUCACACUGCUCGUGGGGAGGUCAUGGCCGAGGGUGUGGUCGGCAUGGCGCGUGCACUUUUGGCUGCCGGUGCCCGAUCUGUUGUAGCAACCUUGUGGGCGAUUGGUGACGAAGGAACCCUAGAGUUCAUGAGUUUCUUCUACGAUGCACUUGCCAAAGGCAAGAAGGCCAGUGAAGCUCUCAAUCAGGCCAUGAAGUGUAUGAAAGAAAUUGAAAAGUUCAAGGAGGUUUGGCAGUGGGCACCAUUUGUACUCAUUGGUGACGACGUCAACCUGGAUUUCAAGGAGAUUUAG
Pocillopora meandrina is the source of this 6073-nucleotide messenger RNA. The record is from the annotation of a GenBank genome assembly. Lineage: Eukaryota; Metazoa; Cnidaria; Anthozoa; Scleractinia; Pocilloporidae.